Messenger RNA from Homarus americanus (American lobster), 879 nucleotides. Its product is annotated as vegetative cell wall protein gp1-like. NCBI's taxonomy places the organism in Eukaryota, Metazoa, Arthropoda, Malacostraca, Decapoda, Nephropidae. Bases 1 to 879 code for a protein of 292 amino acids. The transcript has a single exon. The record is from RefSeq and is a predicted model, not a curated record.
AUGCCCCAGUACUCUCUUGCCCCAGUACAUUCUGACCCCAGUACACUCUUGCCCCAGUACACUCUUGCCCCAGUACACUAUUGCCCCAGUACACUCUUGCCCCAAUACACUCUUGCCCAGUACCUCUUGCCCCAGUACACUCUUGCCCCAGUAAACUCUUGCCCCAAUACCUCUUGCCCCAGUACACUCUUGCCCCAGUACACUAUUGCCCCAGUCCUCUUGCCCCACUCUGCCCCAUCCUCUUGCCCCAGUACCUCUUGCCCCAGCUCUUGCCCCAUACCUCUUGCCCCAAUGCCUCUUGCCCCAGUACCUCUUGCCCCAGUACCUCUUGCCCCAGUACACUCUUUGCCCAGUACAUUUGCCCCACCUCUUGCCCCAGUACCUCUUACCCCAGUACCUCUUAUACACUCUUGCCCCCAGUACACUCUUGCCCCAGUACUCUUACCCCGACCUUGCCCCAACCUCUUGUCCCAGUACUCUUCCUACCUCUACCCCAGUACACUCUUACCCAAUACCUCUUACCCCAGCCUCUUGCAAACACUCUUGCCCCAGUACCUCUUGCCCAUGCCUCUUGCCCCAGUACCUCUUGCCCCAGCACAUUCUUGCCCAGUAAAUUCUUGCCCCAUACCUCUUGUACACUCUUGCCCCAGUACACUCUUGCCCCAGUACACUCUUGCCUCUGUACGCUCUGAGUUCACAACUAAAAGCACUCCCUCCAUUAUUUACGCUUGUGCACACUCUCCCUCUCCUCUGUGCACUCUCCCUCUCAUCGGUGCCUCUCCUCUCUGUGCACUCUCCCUCUCAUCGGUGCACUCUCCCUCUCCUCGGUGCACUCUCCCUCGGUGCACUCUGGGUGGCAUCACUUGUCUACCUCCCUGA